CGGGCUGCGCACGCUGCCCCUCCCCGCCGGGGGAAACGUGCUCCCGCUCCCUCCGUGCAGCGGGGCCGGGGGGCGGGCGGCUGCCUGCCUGCUGCCUCCCUUCUGCUUGACUGCUGCCUGCCUACUGCCUCCCUGCUGCCUGCCUGCUCCUCCUCGCCCAGGCUCCCGCAUUGCACCGCCGCGCCGAGCCGAGCGCGGGGCUCAGGCUGCCCCGCCGGCGCCCCCGGCCCCGGCUGGCGGAAUGAGCGCCGGCGAGGCCAAGGAGUACCUGGCCCGCAGGGAGAUCCCGCAGCUUUUCGAGAGUCUGUUGAAUGGAUUAAUGUGCUACAAGCCCGAUGACCCAAUUGAAUAUUUGGAAAGCUGUUUGCAGAAAGUAAAAGAGCUUGGAGGGCCAGAAAAAGUGAAAUGGGACACUUUUGUCAGCCCAGAAAAGAAGACCCUGCCUCCACUCAAUGGAGGACAACCCAGGAGGUCUUUUCUCAGGAAUGUGCUGCCUGAUAAUUCCAACUUCCCAUACCGCCGCUAUGACAGACUCCCUCCCAUCCAACAGUUCUCCAUCGAAAGCGACACCGACCUCUCGGAAACGGCGGAGCUGAUUGAGGAGUACGAUGUGUUUGACCCUGCCAGACCUCGACCGAAGAUUAUCCUUGUCAUAGGUGGCCCAGGAAGUGGUAAAGGAACCCAGAGUUUGAAAAUAGCAGAACGUUACGGAUUUAACUACAUCUCAGUUGGGGAACUGCUGAGGAAGAAGAUCCACAGCACGAGCAGCAAUAGGAAAUGGAGCCUAAUUGCCAAAAUAAUUACCACUGGAGAACUGGCCCCUCAGGAAACAACCAUAACUGAGAUAAAGCAGAGAUUAAUGCAGAUCCCUGAUGAAGAGGGGAUAGUGAUUGAUGGAUUUCCCAGAGAUGUUGCCCAGGCAAUCUCCUUUGAGGACCAAAUCUGCACCCCGGAUUUGGUGGUGUUCCUGGCAUGUUCCAGCCAAAGGCUGAAGGAGAGGUUACUGAAGCGUGCGGAGCAGCAGGGGAGACCUGAUGAUAACCUGAAAGCCACCCAGAGGAGACUCAUGAAUUUCAAGCAGAACGUCGUCCCCUUGGUGAAAUAUUUCCAGGAGAAAGGGCUGAUCAUCACAUUUGAUGCUGACAGAGAUGAAGAGGAAGUGUUCUCUGACAUAAGUUCAGCAGUUGACAAUAAACUAUUUGCAAACAAAGAGGCUGCAGCAGGGUCAAAUGAACUUGAUUGCAGUCUGAUUAUGGAUUCUGGAGAUCCUGUUUAUACAGAAUUUGACUUUGAGGACCAGGAGGAGGAUCAGUCAAGUUUUUCUGGUUAUGAGAGCACAGGAGACUUUUCAGAAGAUCUGAGGAAAUCAAACAUAAUUUUUGUGGUUGGUGGGCCCGGCUCUGGCAAAGGUAGCCAGUGUGAACAGUUAGCCAAGAAAUACGGAUUUUCUCACCUGUCCACUGCUGACCUUCUCCAAAAUGAGUUAUUGUCAUUAUCAGAGAGAAGUAAAUUGAUCAAAGACAUCAUGGAAUGUGGUGAACCUGUGCCUGGUGGUAUUGUUCUAGAGCUGCUGAAGGAAGCCAUGGUUUCCAGGCUAGGGGACACAAAAGGAUUCCUGAUUGAUGGGUAUCCCCAAGAGCUGAAAGAUGCAGAAGAGUUUGAGAGCAAGGUUGGGGAGCCAAAAGUCGUGUUCUGCCUGGACUGCUCUGCAGAAACCAUGAGCAGUCGCCUUCUGCUGAGGAACCAGAGCAGUCACAACCCUGAUAACGCCGAGACCAUCAAGGAGGGAAUCGAGAGCUAUUACCAAGCAGCAAAGCCUCUGAUUGCAUACUAUGAAAGCAAGACACAGUUAUGCAAGGUCGAUGCAGAAGGAACACAGGAGGAUGUUUUUCUGGAAAUCUGCAAGACAAUUGACUCUUUUCUGAGAAGGGAAGAGGCAGCACUUUCCACAGAAGCGCAGUGAUGGUGUGUACUGGUGUGUACUGGUGUGGACACAGCCUCACCUCACAUGCACCCACAGCCAGGAGUGCAAUGCUGGUCGAAGCAAUACUGCUUUCCUGAGGGGUGUCUGGAAUGUGUGCAUGUGCUGUGUCCCUCUAGGUGAAAUCCUUUCUCCUGUGCUGACAGUCCACUCCAUAGACAGUGCUCCGUGUGCCACCCCCACUCUGGCUGUUUGCUCUUCCCGGGUUCCAAGCAGGCAGGUGAGCAGCAGCUCUGGGUUGUAUGUCAUGCUCUCCUGCCUUGGAUGGGGAAUCAGGCAGUGCCUGGCCAGCAGGGAGCUCUCCAACCCCCUCACACACUGCUCAGCACACUGAUCUCAAGGUGACUGCAUACAGGUUUCCCAUCAGACAUUAUUUUAAUUAACAGUUUUAAUUUUUGGGGUGUCACUGAGCUUGUUCUCGGCCUUUAGUGACUAAACCCUGUUCUCUGUCACAUGCAGCUGUAAGACAGCUGGAAUUAGUUAAGCUACAAGUUGAACUUUUCACACAUGCCCAGAACACUAGUACAACAAGGAGAAAAAUUAAUUGAGGAUACAGUUGAAUAUCGUGGAAUUCUGUCAACCCAUCAUCGUGGUGCAGACACCAUUUUUGAGAGAGUCUUGUCUCCUGCUGGGAAUUGCAGGAUUUUAGAGCUGACUGCCCAGUUCUGUGAGCUGAGGUGAGAACAAUGGUUGUGUUGUACAGUUCAGUGUGUGAGCCAGUGAUGGUCCAUGUGAGCAACAGUUGUGCCAUAGCUGUUAAAGUCUGCACGUGAAGGUGACUGUGAGCCAGAACCUACCAUGCCACCUUGAAAUCGUACUUGGGGAAGCAUUUCAAAUGCAAAAUUCACAUCAUCAUCAUCAUCUCUUGUCUUGUACUGCCACUGCCAAAACCUGGGGAGGAGGGGUGUGUGUGUGG
This is a messenger RNA of Pipra filicauda (Wire-tailed manakin), 2897 nucleotides long. RefSeq names its product adenylate kinase 5 (gene AK5). The transcript has 14 exons. The record is from RefSeq and is a predicted model, not a curated record. Gene Ontology annotation, cellular component: cytosol; cytoplasm. Lineage: Eukaryota; Metazoa; Chordata; Aves; Passeriformes; Pipridae. Bases 242 to 1963 code for a protein of 573 amino acids. Gene Ontology annotation, biological process: nucleoside triphosphate biosynthetic process. Gene Ontology annotation, molecular function: nucleoside diphosphate kinase activity; ATP binding.